Messenger RNA from Vitis riparia (riverbank grape), 423 nucleotides. RefSeq names its product BURP domain protein RD22-like. The transcript has a single exon. NCBI's taxonomy places the organism in Eukaryota, Viridiplantae, Streptophyta, Magnoliopsida, Vitales, Vitaceae. Bases 1 to 423 code for a protein of 140 amino acids. The record is from RefSeq and is a predicted model, not a curated record.
AUGCUUGAACAACCAGCCCUAGAAGGAGAUUCCAGGUUCUGUGCCACAUCCUUGGAAUCCCUAAUUGAUUUCAGCAUUUCAAAGCUUGGAAAAAACAUCAAACCAAUCUCAAAUGAGGUUGAAAUGGGAAGCCAGGAAUACGAACUGGGAGUGGGAGUGAAGGUUGUAGCAGACAAAUCAGUGGUGUGCCAUAAGCAGAAGUACCCAUAUGCUGUGUUUUACUGCCAUGCAAUCCACAAGACAAGGGUUUACACGCUUCCAUUUAUGGGAACUGAGGAUGGGACCAAAGCUGAAAUUGUGGCUUCUUGCCAUAUCGAUACGUCGGCUUGGAACUCGAAGCAUGUCGCCUUUCAAGUUCUGAAAGUUAAACCAGGAACUGUCCCUGUUUGCCAUUUCCUUCCUCGUCACAGUGAUACAGCUUAG